Molecule: messenger RNA, 2894 nt
Organism: Cygnus atratus (black swan)
Lineage: Eukaryota; Metazoa; Chordata; Aves; Anseriformes; Anatidae
Gene: ST6GALNAC1
Product: ST6 N-acetylgalactosaminide alpha-2,6-sialyltransferase 1
Exons: 10
Coding region: 1-1866 (621 amino acids)
Molecular function (GO): alpha-N-acetylgalactosaminide alpha-2,6-sialyltransferase activity
Source: RefSeq, a predicted model, not a curated record
AUGUUGGUGACUACUGAGCCUGUCUUGAUUUUGGCAUUCCAGGUGCAGUUUGCAAAGCAGGGAACUUCUGUCUGGAAACCUGUGGUGCUGGAGCAUGGCUGGUCGUACUCCUGCUGUAAAGUCUGUGUUUUAGUACCAACUGAAGGAAACACAGUAAGGCAGUUCAGUAUUUUCCAACGUGCCCCAGCUAUGCUACAAGUGGACACCCAGGAGCAACAAGGUUCAGACUAUUCCAGUAAUAGCGGAAUUUCAGAGGUGGGUUUGGAGAGAAACACUACAAGGCUUGAACAAGGUACAGCUGAGAGGACACCAAGUUGGGAAGAAGAGGAGCAGAAGAAAACAACGAGACCACUUCUCGGGGCGGAGGAAGCCAAGGAGAAGGUGACUGUGAAACAACCCUCUGAGGUGGAGGGAAUCAAGAGUACAACAGUGGAAACAGCCACAAGGGUGGAGGGAAACAAGGAGAAAACAGCAGCGAGACUGGCUCCAGGGGCAGAGGAAGCUAAGGAAAAGCCAACAGUGAAACCGCUUCCCAAGGUGGAGGAAGCCAAGGAGAUGACGACUGUGAAACCAGCCCCUAAGGUGGAGGAAAACAAGGAGAAAACAGUGGUGAGACAAACUCCAGGGGUAAAGGAAGGGGUAAAUGAAAAGACAACACCGAAAUCACUUCCCAGGGUAGAGGGAGCCAAAGAGAAGACAACAGUGAAACCAUCCUCUGGGGUGAAGGUAGCUCAUGAAGACAACACAACCAAAGACAAAACAAUGCCAAAAGAGCCUUCUGUGUCAGUGAAAACCGUAAGACCAGUGACUCAGGCUGCUGCAGUGACAGAAAAGAAGAGACUGAGGGCUGCUGACUUCAAGUCUGAGCCACAGUGGGAUUUCGAGGAUGAGUACCUGCUGGACAGCUCACCUCCACCAGCGACCUGCUCCGAAUCAGUGAAGGCCAAGGCUGCCAAGUCCGACUGGCUGCGAGAUCUUUUUCUGCCUAACAUCAUGCUCUUCACCGACAAAAGGUACUUCAACAACAGCGAGUGGGACCGCCUGGAGCACUUUGCACCUCCCUAUGGCUUCAUGGAGCUCAAUUACUCACUGGUGAAAGAGGUCAUGUCAUUGCUGCCCCCACAUCCCCACCAGCAGCUGCUCCUGGCCAACAGCAGCAGAAACGUGUCAACGUGCAUUAGCUGUGCUGUUGUGGGGAAUGGAGGAAUACUGAAUAACUCCGGAAUGGGCCAGGAGAUCGACUCCCAUGACUACGUGUUCCGGGUGAGUGGGGCUGUAAUCAAAGGUUACGAAAAAGAUGUGGGAACAAAAACCUCCUUUUAUGGAUUCACAGCCUACUCCCUCGUGUCCUCUCUCCAGAUCUUGGGAAACAAAGGGUUCAGCAAGAUUCCAUGGGGAAAACAUAUCAGAUACAUUCACUUUCUGGAGGGAGCUAGAGACUAUGAGUGGCUGAAGGCUCUUCUGCUGAACAAGGACAUCAGGAAAGGAUUCCUGAACCACUACGGGCAAAGGCCCCGGGAUAGAUUCGAUGAGGAUUUCACGUUGGACAAAUACCUCGUAGUUCACCCAGACUUCCUCAGAUACAUGAAAAACAGGUUUUUAAAAUCUAAAAGUCUGCAAAAACAUUACUGGCGGCUGUACAGACCCACAACGGGAGCAUUCCUGCUGCUGACUGCCCUGCACCUCUGUGACCGGGUGAGUGCCUAUGGCUACAUCACGGAAGGUCACGAGAAGUACUCAGAUCAUUACUACGACAAGGAGUGGAAACGUCUGGUCUUCUACAUUAAUCAUGACUUCAACCUGGAGAAGCAGGUGUGGAAAAAGCUUCAUGAUGAGAAUAUCAUUAAGCUCUACCAGAGAUCAUGAUUGUGUGGCAAGGGCCAUUGCCUGGGAAAUCUCAACACCACCUCAAGAAGACCUCUAGAUGAGUAAGAAGACCGCCAGAGCCAGGGUUAGCUCUGGACUUCCAGGCACAGUUUCAUCCCCACAAAGAUAUUUCCCUCCUUCGGUACCUUUAUUCUCUCACAACACUUCAAAAAAUGUGCAAAUUCUACAGACCAGGAGAACAGCAGCAAAAAAAUGCCACCAAAGAAGUCCCAACUGACCAGGCUGCCACCGCUGUGGGUGGUUGCAGGUGCUCUGGUGUCAGGAGGGAGGAAUCCAGGAUGAAUCCAAGUAGCAUCCAGGCUUUCCCUCUACAGGGAGAUGGUCCUCAGGCUGGGGCCGGUUUUGGUCUGGUUGGGUUCUCACUGCUAUAGUGGUGCCCCUUUUGGAGCCGGGUGCCUUGUCUAAGGAGGCUCCCUCUGCAGCGGAUGGAGGUGGACACACAGAGCUUGUUUCAGGAGGCUGACUUUUGUCCUGGAGGUGCUGCUGUCACUCCACUCGCUGUAGAGAUAAAGGACGGACUGGGCACUUGGCUUCCAGGUGGCUUAUUUGAGAGAGGAUGAGAUUCACUUCUGUGCCCCAGUGUGGCUUCGCUGUGACACCUCCAAAGGAGCACUGUGACAUCUGGGGUCCAGUUGCUGCCCUGGGCCCCGCUCAGCAGCAGCAGAAGAAAGCAAACAAUCCCCGCAGUGCAGCAGGAUGCCAGAAGUCGUGCCUCCUGCUGUGGGGCUCCCCUGGCUGCAGAUCCUGUUUAACGGUCCCAGUGUGCCAAGCCAGUGCCUGGCUGUGGCACGCGCGGCUCCUAGCUCUGCCAGGAGCACUGUGCCUGCCUCCUGCCAGGGGAGGUAAGAGCUCUGCAGCUCCGGGGAUGGAUGCUCUGCUGUUGCUGCUGGCUGGAGUGCCUGCCCGCAUCGUGCUGGGAGAGGCAUUGUCGCAGCCAGCAAGGCUUCAGAGUACUGGCCUUCUGAAUGUGGUUUUGUAAGCAAAAUAAACGGCACUACUUUGGCCAA